Molecule: messenger RNA, 1020 nt
Organism: Pipistrellus nathusii (Nathusius's pipistrelle)
Lineage: Eukaryota; Metazoa; Chordata; Mammalia; Chiroptera; Vespertilionidae
Source: the annotation of a GenBank genome assembly
AUGGAUGAAAUAGUUGCCGAGUUUGUCAAAAGGACCAUCUUGAAAAUCCCGAUGGCUGAAAUGACAACAAUCCUGAAAGCCUGGGACUUUUUGUCUGAAAAUCAACUGCAGACUAUAAACUUCCGGAAGAGAAAGGAAUCUCUUGUUCAUGACUUGGUUAUGCUUUGUGAGGAGAAGCAUGCGAGUGUCAAUGAUGCUGCCCUUUUAGACAUUAUUUAUACUCAAUUUCAUCAGCACCAGAAAAUUUGGGAUGUUUUUCAGAUGACUAAAGAACCAGGUGAAGAUAUUGACCUUUUUGAUAUGAAACAAUUCAAAAGUUCAUUUAAGAAAAUUCUUCAGAGAGCCUUAAAAAAUGUAUCAGUCACCUUCAGGGAUACUGAGGAGAAUGCAGUAUGGAUUCGAAUUGCCUGGGGAACACAGUAUAAAAAGCCAAACCAAUACAAACCUACUUACGUGGUGUACUAUUCCCAGACUCCGUAUGUCUUCAUAUCUUCUUCCAGGCUGAGGAGCAGCAUUCCCCUUCUGGGUCAGGCACUGACAGUUGCUAGCAAACACCAUCGGAUUGUGAAAAUGGACUUCAGAAGCCGAUAUCUGGACUCUCUUAAGGCUAUUGUGUUUAAACAGUAUAAUCAGACUUUUGAAACUCACAACGCCUCUACACCUCUACAAGAAAGAAACCUUGAGCUAGAUAUAAACAUGGAUUCAAGGAUCAUUCAUGAAAACAUAAUAGAAAAAGACAGAGUACAAAGAGUGACUCAAGAAAUUUUUGGAGACUCUCCUCAACCAAGACUAGAAUUUGCACAAUAUAAGCUUGAAACGAAAUUCAAAAGUGACUUAAAUAGGGGCAUCUUGGCAGAAAGAAAAGAACCUCUCCGGUGCCUAGUAAAGUUCUCUAGCCCGAAUCUUCUGGAAGCAUUGAAAUCCUUAGCACCAGCAGGUAUUGCAGAUGCACCACUUUCUCCAUUGCUCACUUGCAUACCCCAAAAGAGAAUGAAUUAUUUUAAAAUUAAAGAUAAAUAA